UUGUCUAAUAACAGAGUGCAGCGAAAGUGAGAGGGUGAUAGUCACCGAGAGCUACAAGAGCUCAACAACCUGAUAGGGGGGAAGCAGGGGAGCGAGAGAGGAGCGAGGGAUGGGGUUAAAGUGAAGGAACAGAGGGGAAAAGAGGAAGAGGAGCUCAGCCUGGCAUGACUGCAAACUAGAACCACAGCUGAGAGGGGGAGGAGAGCGAGAAAGACACCUUCCUAAAAAUGGCCAGCCUCCCCAAAGAGCCGCCCGAGGAUGCCAAGAAGCAGAGCUUCUGGAUGCCCAGGAACUAUGUGCGAACGGUGCGCAGAACCGAUCAGUCCUUCCAGGCGUGCAACGACAUCGUGGCCUGCUUCAGGGAGCGAGCGAAGGUGGAGGAGCAGUACGCCAAGCAGCUCAGCCAGUGGAGCAGCAAGUGGAAGUCCAAGGUGGAUUCUCGGCCGCUGUACGGCUCCCUCAUGAGGGCGUGGCAGUGCUUCUUCACCUCCACCGAGCGCCUGUCCGAGCUCCACCUGUCCGUCUCUCAGUCGCUCGUCGGCGAGGAGGGCAGCCGGGUCAAGACCUGGCAGAAGGAGACGUUUCCCAAGAGGCUCCUCUGUGGCUUCAAGGAGAGCCACGACAACAGCACAAGUUUUUCACGUGCGCAGAAACCUUGGUCCAAAAAGCUGAAGAAGUUGGAGAAAGUCCGAGCUGAUUACCACAAGUCCUGUCAGAGGGAGCAGGCGGCGGUGGACAAAGAGAAGCAGGCCAACGAAAACUCUGAGAUGAGCGACGAGAAGAAGCAGAAGUUCGGCGAGGCCAGAGAGAAGGCCUCGGAGGAGAAGGAGAAGCAUAGAGACCGAUACGAGAAGAUGCUGGAGGACGUGUCGUCCUACACGCCUCGCUACAUGGAGGAGAUGGAAGCCAUCUUUGAAAACGCCCAGGAGGAGGAGAGGAAGAGGAUCAGCUUCCUGAAGCAGACCUUCCUCUCCAUCCACAGACAUUUGGACAUCACCAAUAAUGAAAGCGUGAAGGCCGUCUACAGCGAGCUCCACCAAACCCUGAUGGCCAUCAAUGAACAAGACGAUCUGAAGUGGUGGAAGAACAAUCACGGGCCCGGCAUGCCCACCGACUGGCCCAAGAUUGAGGAAUGGGUCCCACCUGUAAAGAAACUGAAUAGAAAGAAGAGAGAGCAGAAGAAUCUGGGAAACAGACCAGUCAUGAUCGGCGGCGUGAAGGUGCGAGCGCUGUACGACUACGUGGGAGAGGAGGGGGACGAGCUGUCCUUCAAAGCAGGUGAAGUGUUCCUGAAGGUGGAGGAGGAGGACGACCAAGGCUGGUGUCGGGGCGUGCUGAGCGGAGGGAAGGAGGGUUUCUAUCCUGCCAAUUAUGUUGAAGUUGUCGAGUGACGUCAAACCGUACGAAGCGUCACGUCCUGAACUUAUUUCCCGCAGCUGGUUUUUAAACUCCUCCGAGAAUAACAAGUAUUAUCAGUUAGUGUCUGAGAUGUUGUCACACUGAGUCUGAGUUGAUGUUUGAUCAAAUCUGUACGCCGCCUUUUUUAAAUGUACAAUUUCUGAGGCCUUAAUAUUCUAACCUGUGAGGUUUGAGUACAUCUGCAAUUAACUUAUGAAAGAUUAGAGUGCAGCGUUUGUACUGAAUGUGAAUGUGUGUUUGUGUGUUUGCAUGCAUUGUGCACGUUAUUGCAGAAGAGAAGAUAUUUAUUUACUGCCGUCCUGUCUGAGUCAUGAAGCCACUGCGAUGAGGACGGAUUGAAUUUACCCCGGCAACGGUUUACAAUGCUGUGCGCACGUCAGGUUAAUGUUUACUCCUUCAUUGAUAUGUGGAAGCACACAAAAGCUACUUUGAUUGAGGUAAAGGAUUUUCAAAAUAAAGCUAUAUCUGUGUUGGCUCCAGCUCUUCCUUUAUUU
This is a messenger RNA of Salarias fasciatus (jewelled blenny), 1913 nucleotides long. RefSeq names its product protein kinase C and casein kinase substrate in neurons 2 protein-like. Gene Ontology annotation, molecular function: phospholipid binding; protein binding. Bases 228 to 1391 code for a protein of 387 amino acids. Gene Ontology annotation, biological process: cytoskeleton organization; plasma membrane tubulation; regulation of endocytosis. The transcript is spliced from 10 exons. Gene Ontology annotation, cellular component: plasma membrane; endosome; cytoplasm. The record is from RefSeq and is a predicted model, not a curated record. NCBI's taxonomy places the organism in Eukaryota, Metazoa, Chordata, Actinopteri, Blenniiformes, Blenniidae.